UGUUGCUUAAUAUAGUACUUAUCAAAUUAGUCCGCCAUCCCCGGGUCUUGUUCCAUGGUAGGACUUCAAUUAUGAAGCUCCAUUAAUGAAAGCACCAUGAAAACAAUGUCUGCAAAUUAUCAUCUCCUUUAUCAUUCUCCAUCAUCUUUGGGAUUUUGAGCUUCUCUUUGUCUUCUUCUUCACAGGGUAUUUCUGAAUUUCCCACAGAAUUUUACAGCUUUUUCUGUCUUUUACAAUUAUUAAUGAUGACCAGUUGCAGGAGUAGAACAUAUGUUGAUUUUUUGUUUUAUUUCUUGUCUGUGUCUUCCUGUUUUGCUGUCAGAGAAUGUUACAUUACAGGAACAUAAAAAAAUGUUGGACAUUCUUGCAAAUUGUGUUAUCAGAUGUUCAUCAGAUGAGAUUCAUGUGAAAGUUAGGAAUAUAUGUUUGAUACUAGAGCCAAAACAUUACUUGUCUUCAGUUUUUCUUUGAAUUUCUCAUGUGAUUUCUUGCUGUGAAUGGAACAAGAUGAAAACUUGAACUAUAUGUUUUGUGUUCUUUUCAUAUUCCAGAAGUUGAACGUAAGAUAAAAUGUUACGUUGGGUUUGUUUAUUCUUUUUUGUAUUUGAGAUUGUCACGGAUUGAAUUUUGACAUUUAAAAUUUAGAGUUUAAUAUUUUAUUAACAGAUAAUACGAUUGAUAACACUUUCGUAAUAUUGGAUUUGUUUUAAUGAAACAAAAAUUAAAAUUUAUAGUGUCUGACAUAAGAAAAGUUUUGAGGUUUUUCCAAAUGUCAGAACAGAUUGGAGAUUUUAUCCCUAAUGUUUUCAUUAUAGUUCAAUGCAAGCUUCAUAAUCUCUUGAAUUCUGUGCCAAUGCUUCCUAUGGGCUAGCAUGUACUUCUAGAGGCACUUUCUCUUAAAUGAAAACAAAAGCAUUUUUUUUUUUUUUUUACUUUUUCAGUUUCAAAGCAUUAGUUUAGAUGUUUGUGAAUUCAAGCAUCCAUCAUUGUUAAAUUUUAUUUCUCUGCACUAUGAAAGUUGCAGGUCAGCAUGGCUGUGGUUCCCCUAUGUUACAAAAUGCCAUACAAAGAACAAAAUUUUCAAAUUCCUAACGUAGCAAGACAGUCUGAGAAAGGCUUAAUAUGUGGCUGCACAGACGGUUCUAAGUGUUUUUCUUCUAGUUGUGACCACAGAUGCAAGGGGUGGCAUCCCUUGCAUAUUUCUUCCGGUAUCGUAACAAACACCGAUACCGGAAAGAAAGACGGAGGUUUUAAUAGACUGCAAUGGCAUCUUUGGACCUUAACUGGUGUGCAUAACACAAAAUUUCAUCUAAGACCCUUAUCCAGGAAAGCAUUGCCAAAGGAAAAUUCAUUGCCUGGUACUAAUGAAUCACAGCUGAGAUUAUUGGAUUCUUAUUUUGGAAAACUUCAAGAAGAUGCAAAGAAGGCUUCUUCAGAUUCUUCAAACAAAACAAUGGAUUUGCUUGAUACAAGUGGGGAAAGUAGCAUAAAGAAGGAGCUCAAGUCUCUCGAUGCUUAUCUUAGCAAACUCGAUGAAGAUUCAAAUUCUAAGAACUAUGUAUUAUCAUCCGAUGCCGGUGGCCAAACCCCUGAAGGCAACCCAAUAGCAACACCAUUUUCUGUAAGUGAAGAUGCUAAGAUAGAAGAGGAAGCAAAAUUGAGAAGUGAUAUAGGCUUCAGACUAAGGGAUGUUGGUAGUGGCUCAAAGAGGUCUGAAGCUUUGCAGCAAUAUGAUGAAGCCUCUGAUCUCUACUUAAUUAUACUGGCUUCCAUAAACAUUGCAGUGUUUCUGUUUGAAAUUGCCACUCCAGUUAGAAGUUCAGGCUUGGAGCUCUAUUCCCUUCCUUCAUUAUAUGGAGCGAAAAUAAACGAUCUGAUUCUGCUUGGAGAAUGGUGGAGGCUUGUGACACCAAUGUUUCUGCAUUUUGGAAUUUUUCAUGUAGCUCUUGGUUGUUGGGGGCUUCUUUCUUUCGGACCUAAAGUUUGCAGACAUUAUGGAUCGUUUACAUUUUUCUUAAUAUACUUGCUCGGUGGGAUCUCUGGAAACCUGAUAAGCUUUCUACACACACCAGAACCGACUGUUGGUGGGACGGGACCAGUUUUUGCAGUGAUUGGUGCCUGGCUGAUUUAUCAAAAACAAAACAAAGAUGUAAUUGCAAAUGAUAUUUUUGAGAGAAUGUUCCAAAAGGCAAUGCUUGUGACAGCUCUUAGCUGCAUAUUAAGCAAUUUUGGUCCCAUUGAUGACUGGACACAUUUUGGAGCAGCUUUUACUGGUAUAGCAUAUGGUUUUUUCACAUGCCCUACGCUACAAUUGGAUGAUACAUCAUCAAGAACUGGUCAAGAGGAAAAAAUCACACUUGUUGGACGAUAUGCUGAUCCUUGCAAAUCACUCAUUGUGUUUACUGUUUUCAUUGUGGUUUUCAGCUCUCUACUUUUCAUUAUGGAACCUCCUUUAAACACAUAAAUUGCCAUUUGAUGACUUUGCAUAGAAGAAAAAGAAAAAAAGGGUUUGAAACAAAAUCUAUAGCUAUUUCGUUGAAAUAAUCAUGUAGGGUGAUGGCACCUCACUUCGAGAGAAAUAGUAGAAUUGUGUAUUGUACAUAUUGAAUAAGAUGAUCUUAAAGAUGGUUUCACAUUUUUCUUCAUCUUUGGUAAUACCAUCCAUAUUGCACAUAUUCGAACCUGCUCUACAUAGAUUUGCCAUCUUGAAAUAAUAAAAAGUCUUGCUUGUAGUCAA
Molecule: messenger RNA, 2737 nt
Organism: Durio zibethinus
Lineage: Eukaryota; Viridiplantae; Streptophyta; Magnoliopsida; Malvales; Malvaceae
Source: RefSeq, a predicted model, not a curated record